UGCCGUAGCUCCUUAAAAAACACACAAAACACCCCCAAACGUCAAAGAGAAUGGCGGGAAAGGAAAGUGGGUGCCCUUUUUGGGAGGGAAACUGAUUUUGGGUUCCAUAAUUCGAACCCUAGCAAGCAAGCACUGCUAUCGUAGUAGAUCCGAUUCGACCCCAUCUCUCUUCUGGACCCGAACUAUGGCCGAAGUCGAAACCCUAGGUAUCCUCGAAGAGAUUCAAGCCCUCGUCUCCGAUAAACUUCAAGUGGUUUCCUACAAGUGGCUAAGUCGUAAUUUUUUGCUGCCUUCAAAUGUGUCAAAGAGGUUGCUACAAGAAUUUGUUGAAAAACAUGGAAGUGGGUUCGAAGUAGUAUAUACUUUGUCUGGAUGGUUGAAGAAUAAUCCUUCAGUUUACCAUAUAAGGCUUGUUUCUGGGCCUAAACUUUCAGAAUCCAAACAAGAAUUUGAUGGCAAUUGCUCAGUUCAGGUGUAUAGUGUGCAAGCUUGCAUUCCAAAGGACCCAGCAGCACUUUGGAAUGCUGAAUUUGUGCAGGCAGAAGAACUCUUUAGGCAGCCUCCCACAAUUGAUAAUUGCUUGCGAGAUAACAGGUUCUGCGGAAUUUCAAAUUCUUUUGUCAAGCGCAAUGCUGAUGGAACAGCUGUAAGCAUUGCAGCUCCACAACCCAAAAAUGCAGUGGUGGCAGGGCCAUCCAGAAGUAAUUCUAUGAUUCAAAAGGCAACUAUUUCUCAACCUCAGCAAAAGAAAGUUCAGCAAUCAAGCCCUAAGGUUGGUCUAGAAUCUUCCAAUGUGGUAAAAAGUAUCAAAACUGAGGGUCAUGUCAGUGGAGGUCAUGAACAGGCUGGCAAGCCUUCUUCAGAUAAAGAAAAAGCUCCUCAAUUGCCUGCUAACAAAAAGAAAAGUGAAAACGAUAAAAGCACUUCAGGAAAUGGGGGUUCAUUAGCAAAUAUGUGGGGUCGUGCAGCUGCAAAGCCAAAGCCCAAAAGUGCCACCACAGAAACUAAUGUUCCAAUCCCUAUUGUUAGUGCGGAAGCUCAAAUCUGUGCUCGUGAAGCGAUUGAGGCUACAAGUAGUGAUGAUGAUGGCCAAGAUGUUAAUUUCAAGAGAGCAUCCAAAGGUGAAGGCAGUAGAAAGAGAAGGGUUGUUUUCGAUUUCUCAGAUGAAGAUGAUGAAUAUAAAGAUGCUGUCAAUCUAGCAUCGCCAGAUCCCCCUAAAAUUCAAACUUUUCUGGACAAACAAACGACUAAAUCCCCAAUUCCAGAGAAAAUCAAUAUGGAUAUUGACAUGCAAAAAGUUGUUAAACCUAAGGUGAAGGAAGAAACUGUAGCCAAGGAAACUAACCAACUAUCGAGGGAAGAUUCAUCAGAUGUCAGCAAAAGGAAGACUGAGAUUUCCUCUUCAGACAAGGUCCACAGUCUUCCUGAAAAUAAUGUUAAUGCAAAGGAUAAAGUGGUUGAUGCUGCUUCAACUUCACCUAAGAGGAGAAAAGUGUUAAAGACACGUAUUGAUGAACGUGGGAGAGAAGUAACCGAGGUUGUUUGGGAGGGUGGGGAGACAGAGACCAAAGCUGAUAUUAAUACAAUGAAGAAAGCAGACAACAACGCAGUUAGCAAUACUAUCAACAGGGCAGCAGCACCUGCAGCUAAGAAGUCACCAGCUGUGGGGGGCACUGCUCCAUCUAACCCAGGUGGCAAAGCUGGAAACAAGAAAGCAGCAAAUGUGAAGGAUCCUAAACAAGGAAACAUUAUGUCUUUCUUCAAGAGAGUUUAACCAUAUUGCUACAGGAUAAUGGCCUGUGUUUUUGCUUUAGUCUGCUGGUGGUUCAUGUGCUAGCCUGAUUUGUGAAUAAUUAUAGGGUUCUAGCUCUCAUACAACUGCUUUUUUUCUCUUCUUUUCUUCUCUUGCUCUCUAAAAUUUGUACUGGUGGCUGUGUAGGUAUUUCUGUGUUUGGUUUAAUAUCAUUGGUACUCUAGAGAUGUUACUUUGCAAUAUUGGAAUUGGAGGGCUGCCAAAAGCUUCAUAUGGUAUGAUGCCCACAUGCCUUGGACAAAUAUUUACCUGGUCUAGCAAUAAGCCUGUAAUCCUUAUGGUAAUUUAACAGUCCGAAUGGUAAAUUAGGUCAGAAAAGAAAUUAUCAAAAUUGAAUUUUUUAUUUUA
Molecule: messenger RNA, 2161 nt
Organism: Camellia sinensis
Lineage: Eukaryota; Viridiplantae; Streptophyta; Magnoliopsida; Ericales; Theaceae
Gene: POLD3
Product: DNA-directed DNA polymerase
Biological process (GO): DNA strand elongation involved in DNA replication; DNA replication; DNA synthesis involved in UV-damage excision repair
Cellular component (GO): nucleus; delta DNA polymerase complex
Molecular function (GO): DNA-directed DNA polymerase activity
Source: RefSeq, a predicted model, not a curated record